This is a messenger RNA of Apaloderma vittatum (bar-tailed trogon), 1059 nucleotides long. RefSeq names its product protein kinase, cAMP-dependent, regulatory, type II, beta (gene PRKAR2B). Gene Ontology annotation, biological process: regulation of protein phosphorylation. The annotation marks the transcript as partial. The transcript is spliced from 9 exons. Gene Ontology annotation, molecular function: cAMP-dependent protein kinase regulator activity. Gene Ontology annotation, cellular component: cAMP-dependent protein kinase complex. Lineage: Eukaryota; Metazoa; Chordata; Aves; Trogoniformes; Trogonidae. The record is from RefSeq and is a predicted model, not a curated record.
GUGUGUGCAGAAGCUUACAAUCCUGAUGACGAAGAGGACGACGCGGAUUCUAGGAUUAUUCAUCCUAAAACAGAUGAUCAAAGAAACAGACUGCAGGAGGCGUGCAAGGACAUUCUUCUUUUUAAGAACCUAGACCCGGAACAGAUGUCUCAGGUGUUAGAUGCUAUGUUUGAAAAGCUGGUUGAAGGAGGGGAACAUGUCAUUGAUCAAGGGGAUGACGGUGACAACUUCUACGUCAUUGAUAGAGGUACAUAUGACAUUUAUGUAAAAUGCGAUGGCGUUGGGAGGUGUGUUGGAACCUACGAUAACCGAGGAUGUUUUGGUGAGUUGGCCUUAAUGUACAACACACCCAGAGCAGCUACAAUUAUAGCUACCUCUCCUGGUGCCAUCUGGGGUUUGGACAGGGUAACGUUCCGAAGAAUCAUUGUAAAAAAUAAUGCCAAAAAGAGAAGAAUGUAUGAAAAUUUUAUUGAGUCAUUGCCAUUCCUUAAAUCUUUAGAAGUAUCGGAGCGUUUAAAAGUGGUUGAUGUGAUUGGCACCAAAGUGUACAAAGAUGGAGAACAAAUCAUUGCUCAGGGUGACUUGGCUGAUUCUUUCUUCAUUGUGGAAUCUGGAGAAGUAAGGAUUAUAAUGACGAGGAAGGGUAAGCAAGAUGUAGAAGAGAAUGGAGCAGUUGAAAUAGCUCGAUGCUCAAGAGGACAAUAUUUUGGAGAACUUGCUCUUGUAACUAACAAACCACGAGCCGCCUCUGCAUUUGCUCUUGGCACUGUCAAAUGUUUAGUUAUGGAUGUGCAGGCAUUUGAAAGGCUUUUGGGACCUUGUAAGGAAAUUCUGAAAAGAAACAUUGCAAACUAUGAAGAGCAGCUAGUUGCUCUGUUUGGAACAAACAUGGACAUUGCCGAUACCAGUGCGUGAACUAAACAUCGGAGCGACGAGAUCUGUUAUGAGAAUAUAGCACAGUAGUGGUUAGUCCACUGAGAAAUUGUCUCUCUUCCUAUAGAUGCCAAGCAUUUUCUGUGAUUUUAAGAGUGGGUUUGGGGUAUUUUUUUUUUUUGACUU